Molecule: messenger RNA, 1669 nt
Organism: Papilio polytes (common Mormon)
Lineage: Eukaryota; Metazoa; Arthropoda; Insecta; Lepidoptera; Papilionidae
Product: beta-1,3-glucan-binding protein-like
Exons: 10
Coding region: 106-1572 (488 amino acids)
Biological process (GO): carbohydrate metabolic process
Molecular function (GO): carbohydrate binding; hydrolase activity, hydrolyzing O-glycosyl compounds
Source: RefSeq, a predicted model, not a curated record
CUUGUUUUAGUCGCUUCUUAAACUGUGUUCAAUAUAAACGUGCGACUCUUGGUCAGCUUUAAACAAAAUAUUUUUUUUUUCCUCAUAAAUGUGGACAGUUUAAAAAUGGCUUAUUUAGUUAAUCUUUUAAUGUGUUUAUUUGUUACUGUUAUAAAUUGUUAUGAAGUGCCACCAGCUAAACUAGAAGCGAUAUAUCCCAAAGGGUUAAGAGUUUCCGUUCCAGACGAUGGUUUUAGUCUAUUUGCUUUCCAUGGCAAACUCAAUGAGGAGAUGGAAGGUCUAGAAGCGGGACAAUGGUCUCGUGACAUAACGAAGGCGAAAAACGGAAGAUGGACGUUCAGAGAUCGAGAAACAGCGCUGAAAAUUGGAGAUAAAGUAUACUUCUGGACAUACGUGAUUAAAAACGGUCUAGGAUAUAGACAGGAUAAUGGUGAAUGGACAGUCACAGGUUUCGUGGAUGAAGAAGGUAUUCCUGUUAACGACAAUGGUACCCCAAUGGAUGUGACAACGCCAGUACCAGUACCAACUGACUCUAACACAAUCCCUACUGUACGUCCAACUUCACCAACUAUGCCACCUUGUGAAUUAUCCCCAACACAGGUGUCAAUGCCAGGUUUCGUUUGUAAAGGUCAAUUACUUUUCGAAGACAACUUUAACGCUAAAAUCGAAACAGGACAAGUAUGGAAACAUGAAAUUAGAUUUCCAGGAGAACCUGACUACCCUUUCAACGUUUAUAUGUCUGAAGAUAAUGUUCGCGUUAAAGAUGGACACCUUCUAAUUACACCAGUCACGUUGGAAUCUAAAUACGGUGAAGACUUUGUCAGACAAACACUGGAUCUUACAGCUAGAUGCACUGGAGUUCUAGGGUCCAAUGAUUGUCAACGCACAGCAUCUGGGCCUCACAUACUGCCGCCUGUCGUCACAGCAAAGAUAACUACUAAGAGUAGAUUCAACUUCAAAUACGGCAAAAUCGAAGUUCGUGCAAGAAUGCCGUUUGGACAUUGGCUCAUACCUGAGAUACAACUGGAGCCACGUGACAAAGUCUACGGACUUACUAACUACGCGUCUGGCUUGUUACGAAUUGCCACAGUUAAGGGUAAUCUUGAAUCCUCCAAGAUAUUGUACGGUGGCCCUAUUAUGUGUGAAUCUGAUCCAUAUAGAUCAGCACAUCUGAAAGAGAAGAUCAAUAGUGACUACUGGGCCAGAGACUUCCAUAACUUCACUAUGAUAUGGCGACCAGAUGGAAUUUCUCUUCUCGUGGACGGAGAACAGUACGGAGAAGUGACACCAGGGGAAGGAUUUUAUGAAGAGGGACAAAAUAACAAUGUAACAGCAGCGCCGCAAUGGAAGAAGGGUACUGUUAUGGCUCCAUUUGAUGAACUGUUCUACAUCUCGCUUGGUCUUAGCGUUGGUGGCAUCCGUGAGUUUCCAGACUCUCCCAGCAAACCCUGGACUAACGGAUCGCCAAAAGCAAUGCUGAAGUUCUGGAACUGCCGCGACCAAUGGCUGCACACGUGGAACUCUGAAUUUAAUACUCUUAAAGUGGAUUAUGUUAGAGUUUUUGCACUGUAAAAGAUUCUUGAACGGAGCUGAGGUCUUUCGAGUCAUUUAAAAAUCAAUCAAUUACAAGAUUUAUUAGACGAAGAAAAAUAAAUUUUUAUUAACAAAA